AUGCUUCCUCAAACCGCCCUUUCCCUCGCGAGCGUUCUUGCGCUAUCAGCAGCCCUUCCGCAGCUACCUGUGAAAUGUCCCCACGAAAAGGCAUGCUACAUCGACGAUGGCACCAACCCCGACGGCAAUACGUUUGUCGAUGCCUCGGAUAGCGCCGUGAACUUUGGCAGCGUCCAUCCCAAUGAGGUAUUUGAACAACUCCUCUCGCAGUGCUCCACAGUCGGGUGUAGCGGCGCCAAGGUAAUAGUGGAGAGGACGGCCGUGGUCGAAGGUGGCCACCUCAAGGACUACUCCGUGACUCUCUCCGCCGAGGGAUCUUUCAACCCCACAAAGAGGGCUACACGCGAGACAAUGGUGGAGUUGCUCAAGAUCAUUGGGCGCGAGGCGACCGAGGUCACAGAGGACAUUUACGAGGACCCGUGUGGCACUCUCUUCUGCGAGCAAAAGAGGAGGCCCCAGCAUCACCUGUCACAAACGAUCCAUAUCGCUACCCUCGGCGACGAUGGCGACGACGCCUUUCUGAAUAUCUAUGCGCAGGUAGGACCCACAUCCGAUGGCUUCUGCUCCAAGAUCCUAUGGGCGGGAAACUCCAUUGGAGGUGCGAUCUCGGGUGUGACGCGGAUAGAAUCGCUUUAA
This is a messenger RNA of Parascedosporium putredinis, 636 nucleotides long. The record is from the annotation of a GenBank genome assembly. Lineage: Eukaryota; Fungi; Ascomycota; Sordariomycetes; Microascales; Microascaceae.